Messenger RNA from Candidula unifasciata, 996 nucleotides. NCBI's taxonomy places the organism in Eukaryota, Metazoa, Mollusca, Gastropoda, Stylommatophora, Geomitridae. The record is from the annotation of a GenBank genome assembly.
AUGACAUCCCCAAAGUUGACAGUUGGCCAGAAGGCUGCUAAAUCUGUCCACAUUGUUGAACGUAAGCUGAGAAGCAGCCCAGUUUUUGUCACCCUCAUCGUGUUUACAUUUAUUCUUUAUUUGGCUGUGUUGGUCUUGAAUUGUCUGGCCGUGGCUCCACAUCAUAGUUCAGGUCUUUUUCAACAUGGAACUGUGAACGUGGCCAGAGUUUUGUCAUUCAACUUUAUGCCAGCUUGGUGGACAUUCUACAUCGGAGCAGUCAUCUACCUAUUGCAGCUGCUGUGGGUGACCUACAGCCUCGUGCUUACCUGCCUUGAGGUCAGCCAGGAGCCUGCAUACCUGAAUCCCGUCAUCCUCUCACCUGCGUUCUACAUCUUCUUUAACCUCAGCUCAGUUUUCAAUAUUGGCUGGUUGUUUUUGUGGGACAAGUUAUUGCAUUUGGCUUCUUUCAUGUUUCUUGCUUGUAUUGCUCUUUCCUUAAUUCUCACAACUGCCAUUGUCGCUUCCAGGAUGGUGAUGUUUAAGGACACUUUAAUUGACCAGAACCGAUUCAAAGAGUUGAAAUUCUUACAAAUAACGGUUGUCAACAGUGUGGCAAUGUAUGCCACGUGGGCUGUCGUUUGUGCACUGUUAAAUCUGGGCAUGAUUUUGGUGUACAAAUGGGAUCGGCAGCUCUCCGAAGAGGUUACAGCUAUUCUUUGUGUCAGUGUUCUUGCAUUUAUGUCUCUGGUUUAUGUCAUCCUGGAUUCCACUUUGAUUGCGCGUUACACCAGAUAUUGUCUGACGCCGUAUGUCGUUGUUAUCUGGACACUGGCUGGCUCUGUGGCUGAGAAUUACAAUCCAGGAAAUCUGUCGUCAAUCAUGUCAACAUUUUUCGUUGGUGCCAUUUCUCUUGCAUUCUGCGUCAAACUAGGGCUGACUUGUUUCCGUUCCACCAGCAGGAAUGGUCAGUACACACUCAUGAAAACAGCCCUGGAAGACGACUGUGCCAAUUAG